Acipenser ruthenus (sterlet) is the source of this 1136-nucleotide messenger RNA. Its product is annotated as fibroblast growth factor-binding protein 1-like. Gene Ontology annotation, molecular function: growth factor binding. The transcript is spliced from 2 exons. Lineage: Eukaryota; Metazoa; Chordata; Actinopteri; Acipenseriformes; Acipenseridae. The record is from RefSeq and is a predicted model, not a curated record. Gene Ontology annotation, biological process: cell-cell signaling. Bases 80 to 763 code for a protein of 227 amino acids.
UACAGGACCUCGCCCAUCCGAAUUCCUGGCACUCGCACUAAAUCACAGGUCCCCAACCAGAAGCAACGCUAGAAGAAACAUGGUUAAAAACACUGCACUGAUCCUGGCCAUCCUCUGCCUUGCACAGCUGCUCCUUGUAGCGGAGUGUGAGAAGCAGGAGGGUGGGAAGAGGCGGAAGAAGGAAGGCAAGGACAAAUCCCAAAGCAACGGUCAAGAGGGGCACCAUCCAGAAAAGCAUGACGCCGCACCAAAAGAAAAGAAGGCGAGAGGACAGAAAUCAUCCAUGCAGGGCAAGUUUACCACCAAGGAUAAGGCGCAGUGCACCUGGGCAGUGGCUGAGGGAGACACAUUUAGCCUGCGGAUGAAUUGCAAUAAGGGCGAGGAAAGCUACUCCUGUGAAUAUGUGGGAAGACCUUCAGCCUGCACUCAGUAUGCUUCCAAUUCAAAAUCCUACUGGAAACAGAUUUCCAGGGCUCUGAAGAAGCAGAAGAAUCCAUGCCAGCAUGAGGCAUCUGUGGUGAAGGCGGGCAUGUGUAAGAACGCGCCCAAAGAUUCGCACUUCAAACUAAAUACCCUGUCAACUGGAAAGCAAAACACGCCCUCCUCUGUGCCAGGGAACGCACCAGCACCAUCGCUAAUCCCAAAAGGCAAGAACUGCACAGAGAGCAUAGAUCAGAAAAAAUUAGCUGAAGAGUACUGCAAUGGAUCGUGGAGCUCACUGUGCACUUUCUUUAUCUCCAUGGUACAGAAUGAGGAUUGCUGAGAGUCUUAUUAUUGGCCUGAUGUAUGUACAUAUCCCACAGACAGAUGCAUUUAUGUGAUUAGUGAUUUUUAUUUUAAUAUUACGAUAUUCAAAUCAUAUGGCCAUAAACAAACCCUACUAACUAUCUUAUUUUAUAAAAUCACAGUUAAAAAAAAAGAACAGGUAAUAUAUAUGUAUGAACUUUGAAGCUGUCUUGGAUAGGUUAUAUUUUGUUUUGCUAUCACUUUAUAAAAGUGCACUGUUUUCUAAUUAUGUACAUCCCUGAUUGAUUUUUACCUUAACAGGUGUCAUGUAUUUUGUCUUUUUAACUGUGGUUAACUGUUCUGUCCAGUUUAGUUUUAUAAUGCUAAUAAAUAAACUAUUAGUUUUUAUA